GUGUAACAAACCCCACCAGCACUCGAUAAUCUUGGCAAGGUAUCACUGUUGGCUUAUCCAGAAAUGUUUUGUUACAUUUUGCAUGCCUUCCCUAAGGUUUGGGAAUUUAGUGAGGAAGUGCGCAUGCAAUCGCCAUGCUAAAGCCUGAAAGGUUCUUGACCGUUGCGCGAUCCACAACUACCAUCGUGCAACGGAUAAAACACUGACUGGAUGGGAGCAAAUAAUCGUCCCAAACUUAUCGCACGGUUAAAAUAUGUUUUACACGAGCUGCACUGUCUUCGUAAAGUUUAAGUCGUGGGUUGCAUUCCAAAAGGUUUUAAGAACGCAAAUCCGACUACUCACGCUUCCUAACUUGAACCUUAUGAGAAUGAAAGUGGUGAGCAUCAAGAGAUCACGUGCGUCCAUCUUUUGUUAACAUUUUUGUAUUGCAGUUGGCCAACGGCCCGACGCAAACCAAAGCUUCAUAGUAAAAAGGCAGGCAUACCAUGCAUCAGUAUAACUGGUGUUCUAACGUGCGUGUACUUCAACACCUAGCCUAAAAUGUAGUCCAUCGUAACACGUAAGAACUGAACUAGCUAAUUCCAAAAAGCAAAUGUCACAUUGAGCCGCCGCGCGAAGCUUUGCUAAGCGCGAGCAGAGAUCGGCAGACAUGACGCUCCCCAUUAAAAGGGAGUCGACUGUGACCAGCGUGGCUCCGGACAAGAGCCACUCGCGGGCCUCGACAAUAGAUAUACAUUCGACUUCAAGCACGCCAGCGCCCCAGAAUGCGACGUCAAGGACAGCCAGCGUUGCUGCUGCUCAGUCUGGUUCAAACGCCAUGGUGCUCCCUGCGAACAGGUCCAGAAUGCAGAGUCUUUGUGUCGAAACAUCUGCGAUGGCCAAUGCACUUUCCGCAGCUUCGUCAUCAGCUGUCGGCAAAUGUCGAGCGAUCAGCGUCGGAGGACCGGCCCGGAACCGGUCCAUGUCCCUGGCACAAGCCCAGGAGAGUGCCAAAGAAAAGCAGCUGCGUGCCAAGGAGGCUAGAGAAGAUAGAAAGUCGAGACUGGAUCUUACGCAUCGGCACAUCAUCGAGGUAAACGCGAUGCUGCUCGGCUUGCAGGAAAUCCAAGUUGAAGAGCAUAUUUUGGACUGUGUUGACAGCGUAGACAUAAUCGACGAACUGUUCGCCAAGAACGGCAGCAAGGUGUUGAUGAUGUACUACCAGGACGCCGAUCCGCCCGGGCCCGAGGCGGGCCGUCUGAUCAGUGCAGCAACGAGAGGCACCACCGUGAAGCGGAUCAUCAUUGCCAACGAAACCAACCAACCCGCACAGGGUAUCUGCGUCUUCUUCUGCAGAGACAAGAAUGACACAGCAAUCACCAUGAAGAACCUUGGGGACGAGCUGAGGUUUGGAAGCUUCCGUAUUACUCAAGACAACGGAGAAUUCGAAGGAAGCGUACUCACCGGACUACAACACUAUCUGGGAGCCGUAUACAACCCUGUGCUACGGGCGUUGAAGAACUGGGGGCAAAUAGAAGACAACUCACACCACAUCAAGGAAUUUAUUACCAACAUGUCCGGGCUAGAAACGUUUUUGGAAGCCGUUCAGACUAAUCUGAAUAACCGCGUGGUUCUCAAGCAAAACGACGAGCUAGCUGAGCACUUGGCGACGCCUAAGGAGGUGAUCGCCACCGCCGGCAAUCCAGAGCUCGUGGAGCAGGCCGAGGAGUUGGUCCUCUCCUGGUGCAAACAAAUGGAGACGGUUCUGGUACAGAGCGAGCAGAUGCGGAAGGAAGGGGACGACACCGGCCCACUGGCUGAGCUGGAGCACUGGCGGCAUCUCACGACCAAGUUCAACGACAUGGUGGAGCAAAUCAAAUCGAAACCUGUGCAAAUGGUGCUUCAAGUGCUCAUCCAAUCCAAGUCUAAAGUGUUCAAAACCUGGAGAGACAUUGACAUGCGAGUAACUGACGCGGCCAACGAGUCCAGGGAUAACCUCAAGUUCCUGCACUCAUUGGAGAAGUUUUGUCGCCCGUUGUACGCGUCCAACCCGACCAAUAUGAGGGAAGCUCUGCCUAGCCUGAUCGGAGCCAUCCGACUGAUCAACACCAUAUCGAGGUACUACAAUACAUCCGAGCGCAUGACUUCACUCUUCGUCAAGGUUACCAAUCAAAUGGUCAAUUCGUGUAAGAGCUACAUCACAGACGACGGCACCAGUGAUAUCUGGGAGCAGCCAUACAAGCCUCUGGUCCAAAAGCUGAGGGUAUGCAUCAACCUUUACCGAGACUACCAAGCCUUCUUCCACAAAACAAAGCACCGUAUCCAAACUACACCUGACGAAAAGCCAUUCGAGUUCUCCGAAAUGUAUAUCUUUGGUAAAUUCGAGGCGUUCUGUAAGCGGCUGGAGAAGAUCAUCAAUAUUCUGGACACAGUGGAGCGCCUCACAGUUCUCACAAAGAGCAGGAUUGAAGGCAUAGAAGUGCACGGGAAAAAAUUCACCGAGGCCUUCAAUACCAUCAAGAAGAAGACAUAUGACUUCCUAGAUCCCCGCAAGCUGGAUUUCGAUCAGGAUUACGAAGUGUUCCAGAACCAAAUAUUUCAGCUAGAAAAAGCCCUGCAGGCAUUCAUGGACAAAAGCUUCAACAGUAUCAGCUCGGCGUCUGAUGCCUUGAGACUGAUGCAUCGCUUUGAGCUCUUGAAACUGGACUGUCUGGAGCUAGGAGACAAGUACGCAGUGAUCAUAGAAAAGUUCACGCAGGAAAUCCGCACCCUUCGCCUGCUCUACGACGCGAACAAAGACGAUCCCGUCCUAAGUCACAACAUGCCGCCAGUAGCCGGAAAAAUAGCCUGGGCCAGAAACCUGUACCGCCGCAUGCGUGAGAUCAUGGAGUUCCUGCGCGCGAAGCACCCCGACACGUUGGAAGCGCCCGAGGCACGUUCAACCAUACGUCAGUAUAAUCAGCUGUCUAAGUGCCUUAUCAGGUACGAGAUCCUCUACCACGAGGCUUGGACGAAGUCAGUAGACGAGGUGAGAAACGGGCUGAUGGCACCCAUCCUGGUGCGGCACCCCAAGACCAAAGAGCUGAUCCCCAACUACGACCCGCUGAUCCCGCUGACGAUACGGGAGGCGGAUUGCAUGCGCAAGAUGGGCCUCAAAAUACCCGUCACCGCCAACGUGCUCAGCUUCCGUAAGGAGAGGAUCUUCGAUGCGCUGCAGGGCGUGCAAGACAUUCUGGAGCGGAGCCAGAGGGUCAACGCAAAGAUCCCGGAGCUGUUUGCGCCCAUGCUGUCGGUACUGAUGCACAAGGUGGACAAGGUGAUGCAGCCAGGUCUGAUAAGCCUGACAUGGACUUCGCUCACGCUGCCCGAGUACUUUGAGUCCGUACACGGCGCCAUCGAUGAACUGGAGCUGAUGAUCACGCGGCUGACAGACAUCAAGGAGCAGCGCAUCGACUCCGUGCUGGACACCAUCGCCGGUACCCUGCUGGUGGACCUGCCGGUGCAGGAGCCGUACACCACCGGCGAGUUUCUCAGCAAGCUCGCCGCGCACAGUGAACGCGCCUCGGGAUCGCUCGACUUCCUCUCGUUCAAGGUGGAGCACGCGGUGUACGAGCUGGUGGACAUCUUCCUGCAGAACGCCGACGUGGGCGACGCCGAGCCGCCGAGCCGCGAGGUCUGGCAGGAGUACAUGAGCCUGGCGGCGCGGCGUGAGGCCGAGCGAGACGAGCAGAAACGCAAGUCGAUCGCGCUAGGUGAGGACCAAAUGCCGUCCGAACUCAGCCUCAUGAACCUGGACUCACGGGUAGAGGCGCUGUACGAGACAUGUCGUGACCUCUACACGUUCUUCAACACCAAGAACUCGGAGGCGUUGGUGCGCGCCACAAAGUACUCGCUGGAUGCCAUCAAGAAGAGGGUGUUCCUGCCGACCCGGUCGAUGCUGGUGUCGCGUGACGACGAGGACACCGAGGAGCUGGCGCCCACGCCCCCCUUCCUGCUCACUGACAUCAUCCUGGCCAUCCCCAACAUCGUGCUCAGCCCCAGCAUGGACGACGUGCAGACGGUGAUCAACAAAGCGGCGCAGAUGGUGCUGGAGGUGAACCGUGGCAUUGCGCUCUGGGGCCAGCAGCGUUCUUUCAGCCAACUCAAGAUCAGCACCGAGCUGGACGCGGCGGCCAAGGAGGAGGAGGAAGCAUCCGAGCCGGCCGCUCCCGCGGCACCCUCCGAGGAGACCGAGCCGCAGAAACCGACAGAGAUCCCCCGCGUCAAGCUCCACACGUACUACCGGUCCGUGCGUGAGCACAAGGACACCGGACGCAUGGUGAUGAUGCUGCAGACCGCGCUGUCCGCCAUGAAGCAGGAGAUCAACAAUGUCGUGCAGAAUUUCCAGGUGUACAGCUUCCUCUGGGAGAAGGACCGCAACCAAGCGGUGGAGGAGUUCAUGGAGACGCAGCCCAGUCUGACCAUGUACCGGGCCGAGAUAUCGAAGUGCCGCGACCUGCGGGACGAGGUGGCCGCGCUGGACGAUGCCCACCGCGUCGGCCCGCUGCAGCUCUCCACCGAGCCGCUCAAAAUGUCGCUGACGGUCGAGAUCGACGCAUGGACGCGCGCCUACGCCAGCCAGCUGCACCAGGAGUACAGCAUCAAGCUGGACGACGUGACGGAAUUCUUCAAGGAAAACUCGCAUCAGCUGGCGAAGCCCAUCAAGGACCUCGAUGACGUCCGAAACGCCAUGGAGUGCUUGAAAACGGUGCGGGAGAGACAGAUCGAGAUCGACAUGCUGCUCGGGCCCGUCGAGGAAGCGUACGCGCUGUUCAACAAGUUCGAGAUUCCGAUUCCAAAGGAGGAAGCCGAGAAGGUGGACGGUCUCCGUUAUGCCUUCGAGAAACUCAUACAGCAAUCGAUCGCAGUUCAAGACUACCUCAGCAGCGUCCAGGACAGCAAGCAGAAUGACCUAACAACGUCCAUUGAAGUGUUUAAAACGGACCUGGCUGAAUUCAACGAACAGUACGAAUAUGCUGGGCCGAUGGAAGUAGGUAUCCCAGCCCAGGAGGCCAGCGAUCGGUUGGCGCUUUUCCAGUCACGUUUCGACGACCUUUGGCACAAGUUUCAGGUGUACACGGCCGGUGAGCGGCUGUUCGGCAUGCCCGAAUCCGACUACCCAAGUCUACACGUCACCAAGAAGGAGCUCAACCUGCUACAGAAGCUGUACGGCCUAUACAACGAGGUGAUGAAGAGUGUCAACGGCUACUACGACACGGCCUGGCCCGACAUCGACAUUGAGCAGAUCAACGCCGAGCUGAUCGACUUCCAGAACCGCUGCCGCAAGAUGCCCAAGGCCCUGCAGACCUGGCCAGCCUACACUGACCUCAAAAAGCGCAUUGACGACUUCAACGAGACCUGCCCGCUACUAGAAAUGAUGGCUAACAAGUCAAUGAUGGAGCGACACUGGGACAACAUCGCUAAGCUAACGAACUGCACCUUCGAACCUGAGUCUGACAGCUUCAUGCUCCGAAAUGUCAUGGAGGCGCCGCUACUGGAGUUCAAGGACGACAUCGAGGACAUCUGCAUUGGAGCCACUAAGGAGAAGGAUAUUGAGUCCAAGCUGAAGGGGGUCAUAGCCGAAUGGGCGCUACAUGAUCUGGCUUGUGCUCAGUUCAAGAACCGCGGAGAGCUCCUGCUGAAGGGACAAGAGACUGCCGAGAUCAUAGCUUUGAUGGAAGACUCAUUGAUGAUCUUGGGAUCACUGCUUAGUAACCGUUACAACGCGCCAUACAAGAAGCAAAUUCAGUUGUGGGUGCAGAAUCUGAGCAACACCAGCGAGAUCUUGGACAACUGGAUGACUGUUCAGAACCUAUGGGUGUACCUGGAGGCCGUGUUCGUGGGCGGUGACAUCGCCAAACAGCUUCCGAAGGAGGCCAAACGGUUCCAGACCAUCGACAAAUCGUGGGUAAGGAUCAUGACCCGCGCACACGACAUCACCAACGCUGUCGACUGUUGCGUCGGUGAUGAAACUCUCGGUCAACUCCUCCCACACCUGCUUGAGCAGCUGGAGGUUUGUCAGAAGUCCCUCACAGGGUACUUGGAAGGCAAACGUCUCGUGUUCCCCCGCUUCUUCUUCAUUUCGGAUCCUUCCCUGUUGGAGAUCCUUGGCCAGGCAUCCGACCCCCACACCAUCCAGGCGCAUCUGCUCGGGAUCUUCGAGAACGUGGCGACGGUCGAGUUCCACGCAAAAGACUACGACAGGAUCGUGGCUGUGCUGUCAAGAGAGAAGGAGCGAGUGGAGCUUGAGAAGACCGUCAAGUGCGAGGGUAAUGUGGAGGUGUGGCUAGGUCAGUUGCUAAAAGAACAGCAGAGUUCGCUGCACGGCGUCAUCCGCGAAGCCUAUCAGCAAAUCAUGGACCCCGACUUUGAGAUCAUGACGUUCCUGAGCACCUUCCCGGCUCAGGUGGGACUGCUGGGUCUCCAGAUCAUCUGGACUCGAGACGCAGAGGUGGCUCUCAAUAAUGCCAAGUUUGACCGCGACAUCAUGCCAGACACUAACAAAAUGUUCCUCACCAUUUUGAACCGGUUGAUCGACAUGACCACACAAGAGCUGACCAAGUUUGAGAGGGUGAAAUACGAGACCCUCAUCACUAUCCACGUCCAUCAGCGAGACAUAUUCGACGGUAUGGUGAAGAUGCACGUGAAAACUGUUAACGACUUCGAAUGGGCCAAGCAGUCGCGCUUCUACUUCGAAGAUGACGAGGACGUGUGUCUGGUCAAAAUUACGGACAUCGACUUUAUCUACCAGAACGAGUUCCUGGGCUGCACCGACCGUCUCGUCAUCACGCCACUGACCGACAGAUGUUACAUCACCAUCGCACAGGCGGUGGGCAUGUCCAUGGGGUCUGCUCCCGCCGGCCCGGCCGGCACGGGUAAGACAGAGACAACCAAAGACAUGGGCAAAGCUCUUGGAAAGUACGUCGUGGUGUUCAAUUGUUCCGACCAGAUGGACUUCCGGGGACUGGGACGCAUCUACAAGGGUCUCGCCCAGUCCGGCUCCUGGGGAUGUUUCGACGAGUUCAAUCGCAUCGAGCUGCCCGUCCUGUCCGUGGCCGCGCAGCAGAUCCACAUCGUCUUCAAUGCAAGAAAGGAGCGCAAGACCAGCUUCAUUUUCAGCGACGGCGACAACGUGUCACUGAAUCCUGAGUUCACCAUUAUCAUCACAAUGAACCCGGGUUAUGCCGGCCGGCAGGAGCUGCCUGAAAACCUGAAGAUCCAGUUCCGCACAGUCGCCAUGAUGGUGCCUGAUCGGCAGAUCAUCAUGCGCGUCAAGCUCGCCAGCUGCGGCUUCCGCGAAAACAUCAACCUGGCGCGCAAGUUCUUCGUGCUGUACAAGCUGUGCGAAGAGCAGCUCAGCAAGCAGGUGCAUUACGACUUCGGGUUGCGAAACAUCCUGUCCGUGCUGCGCACGCUCGGCUCGCAGAAGCGGUCACGUCCAGACGAACCCGAGGAGAUGGUGGUGAUGCGCGUCCUGCGCGACAUGAACGUCUCCAAGCUGGUGGACGAGGACGAGCCGCUCUUCCUCUCGCUCAUCACCGAUCUGUUCCCCGGCAUGCAGCUGGAGAAGGUGGUGCGCGCCGAGCUGAUGACCGCCAUCGCCAACCAGGUGCAGCUGGCAGGCAUGGUCAACCACCCGCAGUGGAACCUGAAGCUGAUCCAGCUGUACGAGACGUCGCUGGUCCGACACGGUCUGAUGACGCUGGGGCCGACAGGCGCCGGCAAGACCGCCUGUAUCCACAUGCUCAUGAAGGCCAUGACCGAGACGGGCGCCCCGCACAAGGAGAUGCGCAUGAACCCGAAGGCGAUCACGGCGCCGCAGAUGUUCGGCCGGCUCGACGUGGCCACCAAUGACUGGACGGACGGCAUCUUCUCCACGCUCUGGCGCCGCUCGCACAAGGUGAAGAAAGGCGAGAACAUCUGGCUGGUGUUGGACGGCCCUGUGGACGCCGUCUGGAUCGAGAACCUUAACUCGGUGCUGGACGAUAACAAGACGCUGACACUGGCCAACGGCGAUCGCAUCACCAUGGCGCCCACCUGCAAGCUGCUGUUUGAGCCCGACAAUGUCGACAACGCGUCGCCGGCCACCAUUUCGCGCAUGGGCAUGGUUUUUAUGAGCGCGUCCGUGCUCGGAUGGAAGCCGAUUCUGAAGGGCUGGUUGAAUACUCGCCAGCAGGCCGAGGCCGAAAUUCUCUGGGGCUUCUACGACGCCAUCUUCGACGACCUUCUGAACUACGUGCGCCAAGAACUGCUGCCCAAGAUGUUCACGCAGGAGGCCAACUACACGACGCAGUCGACUGACCUGUUGACUGGGCUCAUCAUGGAACAGGAGGACAAGGACAAGUCGAGUCCGCUACCCGCCGAGGAGUUGCAGCGACUCUUCCUCUUCUCGGUCAUGUGGAGCCUGGGAGCGCUGCUCGAGCUCGACAUGCGGGCCAAGAUGGAGGAGUUUGCGCGCAGUCACCCGUCCGAGCUCGACUGGCCCGUCUGCGCUGAGGACGAGACCAUUUUCGAGUUCAGAGUUAACCCCAAGGGUGAGUGGGAGCACUGGCGCAACUACGUCAGUGAGUAUGAGUACCCAACAGACUCGGUGCCAGAGUUUUCCAGCAUUCUGGUGCCAAAUGUGGACAACGUGCGAACCAGCUUCCUCAUGAACACCAUCACCAAGCAGAAUAAGUGUGCACUGCUGAUUGGUGAGCCAGGUACAGCAAAAACCGUCAUGAUCAAGUCAGCGCUGAACAGUCUAAACCCCGAGGAGCACCUGUUCAAGUGCAUAAACUUCUCCUCGGCCACCACGCCCAUGAUGUACCAGCGGACAAUUGAGAGCUACGUGGACAAGCGAAUGGGCACGACGUACGGUCCUCCCAGCGGUCGCAAAAUGACUGUCUUCAUCGACGACAUCAACAUGCCGGACAUCAACGAGUGGGGAGAUCAAGUGUGUAAUGAGAUCGUUCGCCAGCUGAUGGAGCAGAAAGGCUUCUACUCGCUGGAGAAGCCAGGUGACUUCACACACGUUGUGGACACGCAGUUUCUGGCUGCCAUGAUCCAUCCCGGCGGUGGGAGGAACGACAUCCCACCGCGGCUCAAGCGACGAUUCGCCAUUUUCAACUGCACCCUGCCGUCCGUCAACUCCAUGGACCAAGUGUUCCGGGUCAUCAGCACUGGAUACUUCAGCCCGUCCCGCUUCCCAGAAAACAUCGUGGAGUUCAUUCCCAGUAUCGUGCCUAUGACGAGAAAGGUGUGGCAGAUGACGAAGGUGAAAAUGCUGCCCACGCCAGCCAAGUUCCACUACGUCUUCAACCUCCGGGAUCUAUCGCGAAUAUACGAGGGAAUCCUGAAGGUUGUUGAGGAAACAGUGCGACAACCCGAAGACAUCCUCAUCGUCUGGAAACACGAAUGCAUUCGUGUGAUAGCGGACAGAUUUACGAGUGAGGCGGACAAAACAUGGUUCCAAGAGGCCUGCCAACAAGUGGCUGGAGAAGAUCUUGAUGAGGACCUAGCAUGUGUCGUCAAAAAUGACCACUACUUCGUGGACUUCCUCCGCGACGCCCCUGAGCCGACCGGCGAAGAGCCAGAUGACUUUGAAUUUGAGGUGCCCCACGUCUAUGAGCCCAUCGAAAGCUUCGACGCCCUAGAGAAACGGCUUCGCAUGUUUCAAGACCAGUACAAUGAGGCAAUUCGUGGAGCGGCCAUGGACAUGGUGUUCUUUGUGGACGCCAUGGUGCAUUUGGUAAAGAUCUCGCGUGUGCUGCGCACUCCCAGAGGCAACGUCUUGCUCGUGGGAGUGGGAGGCAGUGGCAAACAAUCGCUCACGCGCCUGGCGUCGUUCAUUGCGGGCUAUCAGACCUUCCAGAUCACACUGACCAGAGCGUACAGUGCUAGCAACCUGAUGGAUGACCUGAAAAUUCUUUACCGGGUAGCAGGCAAAGAUGGCAAAGGCAUCACGUUCGUCUUUACCGACAACGAGAUAAAGGAAGAGAGUUUCCUCGAGUAUCUCAAUAACAUGAUAAGCACGGGAGAAAUAUCAAAUUUAUUUGCUCGAGACGAAAUGGACGAAAUCACCAACGAGCUAAUCCCAGUGAUGAAAAAGGAAGAGCCACGCACGCCACCCACGCCCGACAACCUGUACAAUUUCUUUAUAUCGCGAGCCAGGAGCAACAUCCACGUGUGCCUGUGCUUCUCGCCGGUGGGCGAGAAGUUCCGCUCCCGGGCCCUCAAGUUCCCCGGCCUAAUCUCCGGCUGCACCAUGGACUGGUUUUCGCGAUGGCCUCCGGACGCCCUGGUGGCCGUCUCGCACCAUUUCAUCUCCGGCCACGACAUAGUCUGCACCGACGAGGUCAAGGACGAACUCAUCAAGAGCAUGGGAUUCGUGCACGACGGCGUGGCCAAGCUGUGCACGCAGUAUUUCGAGCGCUUCCGGCGGCAGACCCACGUAACGCCGAAGUCCUAUCUGUCCUUCCUGGACGGGUACAAGGCCAUAUACACGCAGAAGCACGAGGAAAUCAACGAGCUGGCGCGACGCAUGAACAUGGGCCUCACCAAGCUAGUGGAGGCCACGGCCAGCGUUAACGAGCUGGCCGUGGAGCUGGAGAAGAUGACCCAGACGCUGGCCGUCGCCUCGGCCGAGGCCGAGCAAGUGCUGGCCGAGGUGACCCAAUCGGCCAGCGCAGCCGAAAAGGUCAAGGCCGAAGUGCAGGUGGUCAAGGACGGCGCCGAGGCGUUGGUGUCCAGCAUCGCCGUCUCCAAGGGCAUCGCCGAGGAGAAGCUGGAGGCAGCGCGGCCGGCCCUGGAGGACGCCGAGAGGGCGCUGGACACCAUCACCGGCGCCGAUAUAUCGACCGUACGAAAACUGGGCAAGCCGCCCCAUCUGAUCAUGCGCAUCAUGGACUGCGCUCUGCUUCUGUUCCAAAGGCACCUGGAUCCUGUGACGCCCGACCCGGACCGGCCGUGCCUCAAGCCGUCGUGGGGCGACGCUCUGAAGCUCAUGUCAAACACGCAGUUCCUGCAGAUGUUGAAGAACUUCCCCAAGGACACAAUCAAUGACGAAGUAUGCGAGCUAAUGGAGCCCUAUUUCGCCAUGGAGGAUUACACGCUCGAGAGCGCCAAAAAAGUAUGUGGAAAUGUGGCCGGUCUUCUGUCCUGGACGUUGGCCAUGAGUGUCUUCUUUGGCAUUAACAAGGAGGUUCUGCCGCUGAAGGCCAUGCUGGCUGUCGAGGAAGGUAAACUUGCCGCGGCGAACGCAGAACUAGCCGAGGCUCAAACGCUGCUCGAUGCUAAGCAAAAGGAGCUCGAUGAAGUGCAGGCCAAAUUUGACGUGGCGAUGGCCGCCAAACAGAAACUUGAAGAUGACGCCAAUCGGUGCCAGCGUAAAAUGGACAACGCGUCAACCCUUAUCAAUGGUUUGUCGGGAGAAAAAGUCCGGUGGACAGCACAGUCGGAGGCGUUCAAGCAGCAGACAGAAUGGCUGGUGGGUGAUGUAUUAAUGCUGACUGGCUUCCUCAGCUAUGCUGGUCCCUUCAACCAGGAGUUCAGGACGCUGUUAAUCAAGCAGUGGGAAAAGGAGCUCAAGACCCGGCGCAUUCCGUGCUCUGAAGACCUUAGCAUCAUAGGCCAGCUGUCCGAUCCGCCCACGGUGGCGGAGUGGAACUUGCAAGGUCUGCCCAACGACGAUCUUUCCACACAGAACGGCAUCAUCGUGACAAAAGCGUCCCGGUUUCCGCUUCUGAUAGACCCGCAGAGCCAGGGAAAGGUCUGGGUGAAGAACAAAGAGAAAGACAACGAACUGAUUGUAACUUUUCUGAAUCACAAAUACUUCCGAAACCAUCUGGAGGACGCGCUCUCUCUGGGAAAGCCGAUGAUCAUUGAAGACGUCGGGGAAGAACUCGACCCAGCGCUAGAUAACGUGCUGGAAAAGAACUUCAUCAAGUCUGGUACCAGCCUGAAGGUAAAGUUGGGAGACAAAGAGGUGGAUUUCAUGAAAGGUUUUCGGUUAUACAUCACCACCAAGUUGGGCAACCCCACCUACUCGCCGGAAGUCUCGGCUAGGGCUUCCAUUAUUGACUUCACAGUGACCAUGAAAGGACUGGAAGACCAGCUUCUCGGGCGAGUCAUUGGCACUGAAAAGCAGGAACUGGAGCGUGAGCGCACCAAAUUGGUGGAAGACGUCACCGACAACAAGCGUAAAAUUAAAGAACUAGAGGACAACUUGCUCUACAAGCUAACCAGCACGCAGGGUUCCCUGGUGGAAGACGAGUCCUUGAUCGCCGUCCUGGCAAACACAAAGGAAACCGCCGCCGACGUGCAUGAAAAGCUGAAGGUGGCCGCCGAGACGGAGCUGAAAAUAAACGAGGCUCGAGAAGAGUUCAGGCCCGUGGCCACCCGAGGCAGUAUUCUGUACUUCCACAUCUGCGAAAUGGCCAUGGUGAAUAGCAUGUAUCAGACAUCGCUAGUUCAAUUCCUUGGAAUAUUCGACAGGUCCAUGACUGAGUCUGAGAAGUCACCCAUCCCCCAAAGACGGAUCGGCAACAUCAUCGAGUACUUGAACUUUGCCUCCUUCCAGUACACAUGCCGCGGUCUGUACGAGUGUGACAAGUUCCUCUUCACGCUGCUGAUGGCGCUGAAGGUCGACCUGAACCGCCGCAUCGUCAAAUACGAGGAAUUCCAGGUGCUGAUCAAGGGCGGCGCGGCGCUCGACCUGAACAACGUCACACCGAAGCCGUGCCGCUGGAUCAGCGACCUCACCUGGCUGAACCUCGUCGAGCUGUCCAAGCUGCCCUACUUCCACGAGAUCCUGAACCAGGUGCCGCACAACGAGAAGACGUGGCGCGCCUGGUUCGAAAAGGAGGCGCCCGAGGAGGAGGUGAUCCCGGACGGCUACCACACCUCGCUGGACACGUUCCGCCGGCUGCUGCUGAUCCGCUCCUGGUGUCCGGACCGCACCAUCGCGCAGGCGCGCAAAUACGUCGCCGAGUCUCUUGGAGCGCGGUACACCGAGCCCAUCAUCCUUAACCUAGAGAUGACGUGGAAUGAAUCGUCCAACCGCAUUCCACUGGUCAACCUGCUCAGCACCGGCUCGGAUCCGACGCCCAUGAUCGAGGCGCUCGCCAAGAAGCAGGGCAUUGCCUGCUCGGCCGUCUCGAUGGGUCAGGGUCAGGAGAUACACGCGCGCCGUAUCAUGACCGAGUACAUCGCCGACGGCGGCUGGGUGCUGCUGCAGAACUGCCAUCUCUGCCUGGACUUUGUGUCCGAGGUGGUGACGACGCUGAUCGAGACGGAGGGCAUGGACGACCGGUUCCGCAUGUGGAUCACCACGGAGCCCCAUCCGAAGUUCCCCAUCUCGCUGCUGCAGAUGGCCAUCAAGUUCACCAACGAGCCGCCGCAGGGCAUAAAGGCUGGCCUGCAGCGCACCUACCACGGCAUCUCGCAGGAGCUGCUGGACUACACCAACUACCCGCAGUGGCGGCCAAUGCUCUACGGAGUCUCCUUCCUGCACACUAUCGUGCAGGAGCGCCGGAAGUUCGGUCCCCUCGGCUGGAACAUCCCGUACGAGUUCAACCAGGCCGACUGGUCGGCGUCCGUGCAGUUCGUGCAGAACCACCUGGACGACAUCGACCCGAAGAAGGGCGUGAGCUGGAUCACGGUCCGCUACAUGCUCGGAGAGGUGCAGUACGGCGGGCGAGUCACCGACGACUUUGACAAGCGCCUGCUGGUCACCUUCGCCAAGGUGUGGUUUUCCGACGCCAUGUUCAACGAACAGUUCUGCUUCUACCAGGGCUACGGCAUCCCGCGUUCGGCCAAGCACUCGGAGGUGAUGGCCUUCAUUGACGACCUGCCGGCCGUGGACGCUCCGCAGGCAUACGGCCUGAACACCAACGCCGAUAUCACAUACCAGACCAACACAACAAAGGCGCUGCUGGACACCAUCCUGGCCAUCCAGCCCAAGGAGUCGAGCGCCGGCGGUGGGGAGACACGAGAGUCGAUCGUCUACCGGCAGGCGGAUGAGAUGCUCAGCAAGAUGCCCGACGACUACGUGCCUCACGAGGUAAAGGCACGUCUGCAGACAAUGGGCGCGCUGACGCCCAUGAAUAUCUUCCUCAGGCAGGAGCUCGACCGCAUGCAGAAGGUGAUCACUGCGGUUCGGAAGACGCUGUCUGAUCUUAAGCUGGCCAUCGACGGCACCAUCAUCAUGAACGAGAACCUGCGCGACGCGCUCGACAACAUCUUCGACGCCAAGGUGCCGGCGCUCUGGAACCGGAUCAGCUGGCAGUCGACCACCAUCGGCUUCUGGUUCACCGAGCUGCUCGAGCGCAACAACCAGUUCAAUACGUGGAUCUUCCAAGGCCGGCCGAACGUGUUCUGGAUGACGGGCUUCUUCAACCCGCAAGGCUUCCUGACGGCCAUGCGACAAGAGGUGACGCGCGCGCACAAGGGCUGGUCCCUGGACAGCGUCGUGCUCGCUAACGAGGUGCUCAAGGUUCACAAGGAGGACGUGGACACCGUGCCCCCCGAGGGCGUGCUGGUGCACGGGCUGUUCCUGGACGGCGCCGGCUGGGACAAGAAAAACUGUCGCCUGGCCGAGUCGCAGCCCAAGGUGCUGUUCGUCAAGCUGCCCGUGGUGCACAUAUUCGCUGUCAACAACCCGUCCGGCCGCGAGUCCAAGCUGUACAAGUGCCCCGUGUACAAGAAGCCCAACCGCACCGACCUCAACUACAUCACGCUGCUCACGCUGCGCACCGUCCAGACGCCCGAUCACUGGGUGCUGCGCGGCGUGGCCCUCCUAUGUGACGUCAAGUAGACCCCGCCGACCCCGCCCAGCGCAGCCGGGGAUGAAGCGCUGGGAGGAGAUGGUCAGAUUUCCCCUCCCCCCGCCCCAUCGGUCCGUUAAUCGACACAAAAUGUUGCGUUCAGUGCGUCCUCGUGAAUGACGUCAUCUUUCCUGGUACCGUUGUUGACUGCCGACAGCUGUUUGGAUGGUAAUUUAAUUUAUUUUGGGGAGGGGGAUCCCAUCGUUUUCUUUGUAUCUGCAUUCGCAUUCUCUGCAGGAUGAAAUACAGAGCUUGCGAACGCAAAUGA
This is a messenger RNA of Pollicipes pollicipes, 15090 nucleotides long. Its product is annotated as dynein heavy chain 8, axonemal-like. Gene Ontology annotation, cellular component: axonemal dynein complex. Gene Ontology annotation, biological process: microtubule-based movement. Gene Ontology annotation, molecular function: dynein light intermediate chain binding; ATP hydrolysis activity; dynein intermediate chain binding. The record is from RefSeq and is a predicted model, not a curated record. NCBI's taxonomy places the organism in Eukaryota, Metazoa, Arthropoda, Thecostraca, Pollicipedomorpha, Pollicipedidae.